UAUAAAACACUUAAAUUAUUGUAAUAACCUACACAGCUUACGCAUACGCAAUAAAGGUCCCUAUUAUAAAUUUUAAUUAUAACAAAUUUCUUUCAGUUAGGUACGCAAGCACAGUACGUAUACAGAAGGUGAUAUUUGUUAUUGAUGCUAAUAAUCAACAUUAAAAAUGAAACGCCAUCAUCUCAGUGGCGCACAAAAACGCAAACAGGCAGAACUGAAGAAGAAAAAAACAGAUGCUCUUCCAAAAUUGACAUCGUUUUUUUCAAGCAAUCAGUCAGAAUCUGGCAAAGAUAAUAAUGUACGUCAAGAAUCUCAAUCUUUAUCAUCUGUUACAACACAAAUUGAUAAAAACAGUACUAUGGGCCCCUCAGAUGAUUAUUUUGAUGACGAUGAAUUAACUGGUGAAAUUAAAACACAUGUUCUUGUUCCCGAUAAAUCUGAACCUGUUAUUGUUGCGAUUCCUGAAGUUUCAGAAAUUGAACUCGUUAAUUCUAAUAAAAAAACAGAUGCUGGGCUGUGGACGGAAUUUUCUGAGGAAGAUAUUUGCUAUUGGAUUGAUCACGGUCCAGAAAGUUGUCAACACCAUCAGGGCCCAUUUCAUGAAUCACGCCGUACAUAUGCUAGUGGUAAAAGUGUCCGUUUUUGCACACCACGACUAUUUUUCGGUAAAAAAGCCAACGGUGAAACAUAUAAACGGGAAUGGUUAUUAUAUUCACAAAUAAAAGGAUCUUUGUAUUGCUUUGUUUGCAAGUUGUUUGGUAACAAAUGCAUCGCCACAGCGCCGAGCCAAUUUGCAGCUGAUGGAUUUAGUGAUUGGCGAAAUGUAAUUGCAAUUGAGCACCAUGAAAACAGUUCAGCUCAUAAGGACUUUAUGCUAACUUAUUUGAGUCGAAGACAAGGUCUAGGAAUCACCAAAAAUCUAGAGGCACAAGUAAAAGAAGAAAGAAAAUAUUGGCAAAAUGUAUUGCAACGAGUUAUUGCAGUUAUACAAACGCUUGCAGAACGUGGUUUGGCCUUUAGGGGACAUGAUGAGUCUUUUGGAUCUAUACACAAUGGCAAUUUUUUGGGUUUACUUGAACUUGUGGCUCAAUUUGAUCCAUUUUUAGCAAGCCAUAUUGCAAGAUAUGGAAAUAAAGGGAAAGGCAAUCCAUCAUAUCUAUCGAAAACAGUAUGCGACGAGCUUAUCGAUUUAAUGAGUAAUAAAGUUCACAAAGUGAUUGUCGAAGAAAUACAAUCAGCUGGAUACUUCAGCCUCUCAGUGGACUCUACGCCUGAUCUAUCACAUACAGAUCAACUAAGUAUUAUUUUGAGAUACGUAUCGCCGUCUGAUGGUAAGCCCAUGGAACGAUUUCUAACGUUUUUAAAUUUAAAAAGUCAUACCGGAGAAGAGAUGGCAAAUAUGGUCCUCAGUUAUCUAGAGGGUUGCAAAAUAGAUAUUGCAAAGUGUAGAGGACAAUCAUAUGAUAAUGCUGCUAAUAUGUCAGGACGAUACAAAGGGAUGCAGCAAAAGAUUUUAGAGCAUAAUAAAUAUGCUGCAUUUAUACCAUGCGCUGCACAUACUCUAAACUUGAUUGGUCGCAGUGCUGUUGAUUGUUGUACGAUCGCAGUGAAUUUUUUUUCAACUGCGCAGUUGUUAUACACUUUUUUUUCGGCUUCUACUCACCGGUGGGCAGUUUUAAAGAAAUUAAUAAACAACGAUAGCGUUCUUAAGUCACUGUCGGACACUCGUUGGGAAGCUCACGCUGUAGCUACGAGUGCAAUAUUACAAUCAUAUUCGAAAAUUUUAGAUGCUUUAGAUGAAAUUGCUGAGGACAUAAACCAAAAAGGGGAGACUAGGCUAGAAGCACAAAAUAUUUCAAACAAAAUGCAAGAGUUUGAGUUUAUAUUUAUGCUCACUUUGUGGAAUGAUAUUCUUCAAGUUUUUCGUCGCACCAGUAAAGGGCUACAAGAAGAAGGAUUAGAUCUUAAAACGUGUGCCAAUUUGUAUCAUUCUUUAUCGGAUCAUCUCGUUGAAAUGAGGAAUCAUUUUGAAAAAUUUGAAGGCGCGGCAAGAAAAAUAUUUCCUAAUGGGGAAUAUAAGGAAACUCGAAGACGAACUAGGAAAAAACAAGUAAAUGAUGGAAAUGCAGAAGAAGUUGAUUUGAAUCCUAGAGACAAAUCCCGCAUUGAGACUUUCAAUGUAAUAAUUGACACACUUAAUGCUCAAAUGCAAACAAGAGGUGAGGUAUACCACGAAGUUUCACAAAAGUUUUCAUUUCUUGCGGAUCUAAAUAAAUCAUGUUCAGAAUAUGAAAACGAUAUCCAAGUACUGAUAGAAGCUUACCCAGAAGACUUCAAUGAAAACUUCCUCGGCGAAUUUAAUCAUUUUCUUAAAUAUGUUCGAAUAAAAUAUGAAGCUUCAGAAACAAAGGUCACCCAUUCCGAUCUAUAUGAAAUGAUUAUUAAGGAUAAAGUAAAGUUCGUUUUCCCAAACAUAGAAGUGGCAUUUAGAAUCUUUCACAGCUUAAUGAUUACUAACUGCUCUGCUGAACGAUCCUUCUCACAACUGAAAAGAUUAAAAAACCCACAAAGAACAAAAAUCUGUCAAGACAAGCUUAAUUCUUUAGCAUUAAUGUGUAUUGAGGCAGACAUACUCCGUCAGAUAAAUUUCGACGAUGUAAUCUCGGAGUUUGCUCUGAAUAAGGCAAGGAAAAAAGUGUUUUAA
Molecule: messenger RNA, 2704 nt
Organism: Diatraea saccharalis (sugarcane borer)
Lineage: Eukaryota; Metazoa; Arthropoda; Insecta; Lepidoptera; Crambidae
Source: the annotation of a GenBank genome assembly